AUGUCUACUAUUGUCGCUGCCGUUCCUAGUCCGAAGGGCUUCGGCCUCCUCAAGGCCCCAGCCAAUGUUCCCGCAACGGUCGUGGACAGCUCGAUGAGCACCUCUCCCGAUCCUGGCCACGAUGACCCACGCGGUCAGCAAGCUGCAGCGAAUGGCCUCACAGAGAUCGAAGCAAGGCAGAGCACACCUGCUCACCUUGGCGUCGCCUGCGGCUCCGAACCGCCCAGUCCGGCCAUCAGUGCGCCGACGAGACCGAGGUUGAGCCCGACCCUUCCUCAAGCUUUGCUGUCACCUCCACCUAGUGAGAGGCCGGCUUCAAGUCGCGGCACUGGCUCCUCUCAGACAUCCCGGCGCUUCGCCAUCGCAUUGUGGAAGCCGCGGACUUACCACCGCUGGAAGUCUCCCGCCCUGGUGGUAGUGUUUUUCCUCAUCGGCUUUGGCAUGAGUCUGUGUCACUGCGUCUUUUACCCGAGCCUCAUUGGUCAAAUUAAGCACAUGGCCGUACCCAAAGGCACAGCCCGCCAAGCCGACAACGCCUACUUCGGCUUCGUCCCAACAAUCAACAACACCGACGACCUGGUCGCCCUCUCUGAACCGCGCUAUCAGGAGCCCUCCAACGCCGCCAACGAGCUAUGGAUGACCUUUCAGCGGUACGUCCUUAACAGCAAAGGAGACCGCAUCCGCACCCGGGCAUGGCAGGUCUGCCGCCUGCACAACGCGACGUACGACCUACGGCUCGAGUGGGACCGCGGCAUCCAAAACGUGACGGGCUCGUACGGGGUGCGCGAGGAGGUGGGCUUCCCCCGCGACAGGCCGGGCGAGGUGUCGGACAUGGCGAGUCACGCGUACGCCGCCUUCAUGUGGGCGCUGAUGGACCAGUUGGUGGGUUCGUUUGCGUGGUUAAAACAGGAGAACAUAUCCGGCACCGACACCAACUUGGGACUGGGCCGUGCGGCGCAGUUCGGGCUCAUCGAGUCGCCGAUACAACAGACCAGCAUCUUGGGGAGCGUCGACUUGGAUGUCUUCUUCGACUUCAACGCCAUCUAUGGUCUGUAUGCGUCUGAUAACGAGACGGACCCGUCGGGGCAGCGCUUGCAGGACAAGGCGCUUGCUAGGAACAGGACGCUGGCAGUGCUGGUUGAAGAGUUGAGCUUUAAUAUCACGGUGACCUUGUUGCAUAAUAGGCUUUUGACGUACAAUUCCACCCGAGAAGUCACCCGCUGGAACGACGUCAACCGGUACGGGUACCUGGCCACGUCCCUAUUCAUCCCCUACGCUCUGGCGAACCUGAUCGCCUUCGCCGCCCUAGUGCUCGGCAUGGUGUCCUUCUUGCGCCAUGAGACGUUCCCGACCAAGACGUUCCAGGAUAUUGCCAGUGCGGCUGCGGAUCCUCAUGUCAUCCGGAUUAUGCAAGAGAGUACUUGA
Ilyonectria robusta is the source of this 1425-nucleotide messenger RNA. RefSeq lists its product as uncharacterized. The record is from RefSeq and is a predicted model, not a curated record. The transcript has 3 exons. NCBI's taxonomy places the organism in Eukaryota, Fungi, Ascomycota, Sordariomycetes, Hypocreales, Nectriaceae. The coding region runs from base 1 to 1425 and encodes 474 amino acids.